UGGUGUUCAGAUCCCAAAGUCCCGGAUGAAAAUGUGCUAUAUAUUAUCUAGAGCGGGAGGCGGGUUCCGUAUUCGAAGCUAGCAGUUCUUGCGCGGUAUUAUCUUGUUUGUUUUGGAGUUGCUGUCGUUAAAAUUGACCAGUAGUAUUAAACAUGGCUGGUGGCAAAGCAGGAAAAGACUCUGGAAAGACCAAAACCAAGGCUAUUUCGCGCUCACAGAGAGCAGGGCUGCAGUUCCCCGUGGGUCGUAUCCACAGACAUCUGAAGUCAAGAACCACCAGCCACGGCAGAGUGGGAGCCACCGCGGCGGUAUACAGCGCCGCUAUCCUUGAAUACCUCACCGCUGAGGUGCUGGAGUUGGCAGGAAACGCCUCAAAGGAUCUGAAGGUAAAGCGUAUCACUCCUCGCCACUUGCAGCUGGCCAUCAGAGGAGAUGAGGAGUUGGACUCACUCAUUAAAGCUACUAUUGCUGGAGGAGGUGUGAUCCCUCACAUUCACAAGUCUCUGAUCGGAAAGAAGGGCCAGCAGAAGACCGUAUAACCUGAAGUGCUGUCAAAGUCGUGCCAUCUCAGGACGAAGUCUGCAUCAAGUGGUUACUUGUCUUAGAUUAGAACACCUGUUAGGAGUUGUGUAAGGUUGAGCUCGCAUUUACUCACCUGGGUAUUUUUUAAAAGUGGCUUCAAAGAAGCUCAUUUUGUGUGUUUUCAAUUAUUUUUCCUCCUCCCCAAUGAUGCAGUUUUUCUUUUGUCUAAACUAGGAAUGGGCACGAUCAGUCAAUUAGUCGGUUAUGUAAGUCUUGAGUCUGUGGUCUAGCCUGACUGAACACUCGACUCGCAGCUUCGUGCCACGUUUUCCUGCCAUUAAAAUGUAUUGCUUGUGACUAUGUAAUGAGAAAAAUCCAUAGAUAAUGGUCAAAAGUUUAUCGAGGCUAAGCGGGCAGUUGUAUAAUCGAUUGAUAGCAAAUGUCGGACAUAACUUUUUUGCUCAUCGUGCCCAUCCCCAGUCUAAACCUCUGUGGCAUUCCCAUGAUCAUUGUGGUGUUUUAAUAAAGCUGUUGUUGGGCA
Messenger RNA from Cynoglossus semilaevis (tongue sole), 1063 nucleotides. RefSeq names its product histone H2A.Z. The transcript is spliced from 5 exons. Gene Ontology annotation, cellular component: nucleosome. Gene Ontology annotation, molecular function: structural constituent of chromatin; protein heterodimerization activity; DNA binding. NCBI's taxonomy places the organism in Eukaryota, Metazoa, Chordata, Actinopteri, Pleuronectiformes, Cynoglossidae. The coding region runs from base 153 to 539 and encodes 128 amino acids. The record is from RefSeq and is a predicted model, not a curated record.